AAUCAACUUCAUUCCAAAAUAUUACAAUGUAUAAUGAAAAAAAUAUAACAUUUGACGUUCCAGGAUGGGGACAUACAAAAGUAUCAGUUAACGAAUCAAUGACUGCACAAAAUCUUUAUUUGUUUGUUGGACUUGAUAAUAUCGAUAUCUGUCAAGUUAUUUAUAGAAUAGAUAAUCUAGUUUUAGAAGCUUGUAAAGAUGAAAGUGUUAAAUUUAUCUAUGAAAAAUGUGAUGAUAAAGUUGUUCAAGUUAUUCAUAUAUUAGAGAGUAUGAUUGAAAAUGAUAGUAAUAGCGAUCGUUAUAUUGAAAAUAACAAACUUUGGCAACUUACUAAAGAUUUAUUUUUUAUGGCCUUGCAAGAACUUAAAUUUAUAAUUAAAGAGCUAGAUAUUAAAACACUUUGUUAUGAUAUUUGGCAAGACCUUAAAUUCUUACUAGAAGUUCUUGAUCUGAAAGGAAUUUGUUUAAGUGUAUUGAGAGCGAUUAAGUAUAUAUUCGAGACAUUUGAUUAUCGAGCUAUAUUGGAUGCUGCUGGAAGAGAUUUUAGAAUCUUAUUGGAAAUGAUUAAUUCAAAAGAGAUAUGCUCUGGUACUUGGCAAGACAUUAAAUUUUUAUAUGAUUCUUUCAGAACUCGAUAAUUCGUAAAUAGGUGGCAAUAUUUUAUCAAAGAAAAAAAAAAAAUUUAAAUUUAAAUAAAUUAUAUUAAUCAUGACUAUUAUUAUAUAUAAACUUUAUAUUCUCUCUCUCGAUGGAAUUUUAAAUAUGUAACUACCUUUUCCAAAAUAAUC
Rhizophagus irregularis DAOM 181602=DAOM 197198 is the source of this 788-nucleotide messenger RNA. RefSeq lists its product as uncharacterized. Lineage: Eukaryota; Fungi; Glomeromycota; Glomeromycetes; Glomerales; Glomeraceae. The record is from RefSeq and is a predicted model, not a curated record.